This is a messenger RNA of Anopheles marshallii, 756 nucleotides long. RefSeq names its product chymotrypsin-1-like. The record is from RefSeq and is a predicted model, not a curated record. The transcript has 3 exons. Bases 1 to 756 code for a protein of 251 amino acids. Gene Ontology annotation, molecular function: serine-type endopeptidase activity. NCBI's taxonomy places the organism in Eukaryota, Metazoa, Arthropoda, Insecta, Diptera, Culicidae. Gene Ontology annotation, biological process: proteolysis.
AUGGUGAAUUUUACAUCCACUGUGGUGCUUGUUAUAGUAGUUAUCGCUAUUUUCACAACUUCGGAAGUUUAUUCCAUUGUUGGUGGCCAUACAUCGUUACCCGGUGCAGCACCAUAUAUUGUUGCUAUAAAAACAACUACUGCAUCGACAUUUGUCUGUGCUGGUGUGUUAGUAAAAUCUACAUGGAUCCUUACUACGGCACAAUGUGUCACCGAUAAAGCUGCAACGGAGUUAAACAUUCUAACUGGUUCUCAUCGUUUGCUUACCAACAAAAAAAUGUAUUCCAUUAGUAAUAUUCAACGACAUCCGUCGUACAAUGCAACGAGUGGUGCAAGUAAUUUGGCAUUAUUACAGCUAUCUGAAGCAGUUUCACUUUCAAAAAGGGUGGAAAUAAUUGAUUUGAAUGAUGCUUCGACUCCCACCGAUACACCUGUCGUAUUUUACGGCUGGGGAACUCUAUCAUACGGUAGCCCAGGGUACUCAAAUAUCUUACAAACGCUUUACCGUCGCACGUUAUCAUUAAGUGACUGUCGCACACGAAACGGAAUGUCGUACUUAUCGGACGGAAAUAUAUGUGCUAUCAGCCAACCGGGGCAAGCAGCAUGCACGAUGGACGAAAGUGGCCCUUUAGUCCGAAUCGAUUCGCCGAAACUCGUGGGACUUUUCCAUUAUGGGCCCCAAUGCAAUGGUCGUUCGCCUGAUGUAUUCGUAGAUGUUUUUACCGAAAAAGCAUGGAUUGAUAGUGUUGCCAUUUGA